Clunio marinus is the source of this 237-nucleotide messenger RNA. NCBI's taxonomy places the organism in Eukaryota, Metazoa, Arthropoda, Insecta, Diptera, Chironomidae. The record is from the annotation of a GenBank genome assembly.
AUGGCAUUUGUUUUCAAUCUUCUCUGUUUGUUAAACUGCGAAAAAUCAUACAAUCAAACUGCAGUUGAAGUUGAUGUUGGAUACUCAUGUGAAGGAAAAUUUCUUUUUCGAAUAAAAGCGAAAACUUUUCACAUUUUUACGAGUUUAAUUCCACAAGAUUCUCAUUGCAUUACAAAUCUCAUUGCCAAUGGCGAUAUUGAAAAACAUUUUCAACUAAUCAAACCCACAAAACAAUAG